AUGGAUUUACGAACGACGAACGACACUCAAAGCAAUUGCCCAAAGUUAAACUGGAAAAAGCUUUCAGAACUUUUGAUAUUUAUUGAAGAAAAUUUCCGACAGCGUUCAGCGAAAGGAACAUUGAUGUGGGUUGCUUAUCCAUUGAUUCAAAAUCCAUGCUGUAAAAGUUUGCCCAUAAAGACUUGGUAUCCUGUGAAUGUGGCAGAAUUUCCUAAUUAUCAAAUAGCUUACAUUUUGCAAUUUUUCGGGCAAAUUUAUGUAGCGAUUGGCUAUGGCAUUUGUGGUGGACUUUACGUUUCAAUUAUUUUGCUGCUUUGUGGUCAAUACGAUAUUUUGUAUGCCAGUUUGAAAAACCUCGAUGAGUUUCCUGAUACUGAAAUUUCCAAUGAUUCCUAUUUAAAAGAUGUGGUUAAACCACUUACAUCACUUCAUGAACAUAGAGAACACCGACACUUGAAUGAAGAUGAACAAGAAUGUAAUCAGUAUUUUGUCUCUACCGAGAAGUACGACGAUUCCGAGAAUAUGUUAAAAUUUUCAAGCAAAGCAAUCAAGGGUAGAAAAACUUUGUCUGAUUGCGUUGAACAUCAUAACAUGAUUUUGCACACUGCAAAAAUGAUUGAAAAUUACUUUAAAUGGCUAAUUUUACCGAGAUUCACCUUCACAACUCUUUUAUUAUGUACUUUGGCUUAUGUUCUAUCAACAAUGGAAGAAUUCUCAGUUGGUAAAAUUGCAUCUUUACUCAUUUACAUGGCAUUAAGUGCUUCAGAGUUGUUGCUGUUCACUUAUUCAGGUGAACUUUUGAAACAUCAUAGCUGUCGUGGCAGUGAAGCAUUGAUGAGAACAAAAUGGGAAACUUUUGACGCUACAUUACGUCGGGACAUGGUGUUAGUUCAGAGAAUUGCUGCAAAACCAAUUAUAAUGACAGCUGGUGGGAUGUUUUACAUAAACAUGAAUCAGUUUCGGUCAGUGAUAAGUUCUGCUUUUUCUGUUUUUACUCUGUUGCAGAACUUGAAAGAAAAAAGUUCUUAA
Molecule: messenger RNA, 1029 nt
Organism: Clunio marinus
Lineage: Eukaryota; Metazoa; Arthropoda; Insecta; Diptera; Chironomidae
Source: the annotation of a GenBank genome assembly